AUGGGUUGCAAUUGCUCCAAAGGAAUACGAGCAAAUGAAAUCGAAGAUAACAACAAAAAUGUCAAGGCAAGAAGAAGCAAGCCUAAGAAUAGUAACAAAACCUCAAAGAAGAAGAACAAGUCUGUUUCCUCGAUCAAAGCCAAUGUAGGAUCCGAGGAAAGAGCCGGCUUUGUUAACGGCAGCAGCAACGAAUCCACCUUGAAGUUCUUAAUACCCACAGACGCCAAGAACAAUGCUUCGUCUGACGACGGUGAGAAGAAGGAGAACCUCGAGAGAAAAUCCUCAAGAUCAAUCUUCCAGAGACGUCCCACCACUGAAAACAACAACCUAGCGACAUUGCAGCAGCAACCGAAGAUGAUUAGGAUAAACAGUGUUAGCAAUGGAGAGAAAGGAGCUCAGGUUAUGGCUGGUUGGCCUUCUUGGUUAGCUGCUGUUGCUGGUGAAGCUAUCAACGGAUGGAUUCCACGAAAGGCUGAUUCUUUCGAAAAGCUUGAAAAGAUUGGACAAGGAACGUAUAGCAGUGUGUACAAAGCCAGGGACCUAGAGACCAACCAAAUAGUUGCGCUGAAGAAAGUCCGGUUUGCUAAUAUGGAUCCUGAGAGUGUUAGGUUCAUGGCGAGAGAGAUAAUCAUCCUUCGUAGGCUUGACCAUCCUAAUGUCAUGAAGCUUGAAGGUUUGAUCACUUCAAGGGUCUCAGGAAGUAUGUAUCUUAUAUUCGAAUACAUGGAACAUGAUCUCGCAGGCCUUGCUUCAACCCCUGGGGUCAAGUUCUCUGAAGCGCAGAUUAAAUGCUAUAUGAAACAGCUGCUACAUGGUCUUGAACACUGUCAUAGCCGAGGCGUAUUGCACCGUGACAUCAAGGGAUCUAAUCUGUUGCUUGACCAUAACAACAAUCUCAAGAUUGGAGAUUUUGGUCUUGCCAAUUUCUAUGGGGAACAUCAGAAGCAGCCUCUCACUAGCCGUGUUGUGACUCUGUGGUACCGUCCACCUGAGCUUCUGCUUGGUUCUACAGAGUAUGGAGUUACUGUGGAUAUGUGGAGCACAGGAUGCAUUCUAGCUGAACUCUUUAAUGGGAAGCCUAUCAUGCCCGGUAGAACCGAGGUAGAGCAGUUGCAUAAGAUCUUCAAACUCUGUGGAUCACCUUCUGAAGAUUAUUGGAAAAGAUCUAAAUUGACACAUGCGACCAUCUUUAAACCUCAGCAUCCUUACAAGAGGUGUGUAGCAGAGACGUUUAAGAGUCUUCCUUCUUCAGCUUUGGCUCUAGUUGAGGCUCUUUUAGCUGUUGAACCAGAUGCCCGUGGAACUACAGCUGAUGCCCUUCAAAGCGAGUUCUUUACAACAAAGCCUUUUGCAAGCGAUCCAUCAAGUUUACCAAAGUACCAACCGAGAAAGGAAAUUGAUGUGAGGCUUCGAGACGAGGAAGCAAGACGAAAGAAAGGCACAAGCAGUAAACAAAAUGAGUCGAAACAAGCGUCUAAAGCUGUACCGGCUCCAGAUGCAAAUGCGGAGUUACCAGCAUCAAUACAAGGGCAGAGUAACCAGAUAAGCACGAGUGAAGUGCUAAACCCUGAUAGAGAUGGAACCGCACAAAGCGGUUACACGCGUUAUGGCAUGUCCUCGGUUAAUAGGAAUGGAGAGAGUGUUAUGAGGGGUUCGUCUCCUCCUAGAAAAGAUCUGAGGUCACAACGGUCUUUCGUGCAACGAGGAGGAGCUCAGUUGUCAAGAUUCUCAAACUCUGUAGCUGCUAGAGAUGCAUCACAUUUCGCUAUAGCGAAUCCACGGUGGUUUGAAGAUAGCUAUAACGGAAGACAAAACGAUGGUGACUGGUCCCAACGUUUGCUGGUUAAACCAAAACAUUCUACAAAAGCCAAAGAUUCUAGACCGGGCUACGGAGAAAAGACAGAGAGAAUGAACUACUCAGGGCCAUUGGUUUCUUCAGGAGGGAACUUAGAUGAAAUGUUGAAAGAACAUGAAAGACAGAUUCAGUUAGCAGUUCGCAAAGCUCGAGUGGAUAAGAAGACAAGUAGGGACAAUAAUGGACAAACUCAAGCGUUUCUUGCUCCAAACGGCAGGUGA
Molecule: messenger RNA, 2076 nt
Organism: Microthlaspi erraticum
Lineage: Eukaryota; Viridiplantae; Streptophyta; Magnoliopsida; Brassicales; Brassicaceae
Source: the annotation of a GenBank genome assembly